UCAAUGAAAGACACGACGCAGAACAGCAACUGAAACAUUUCUGAGACCAGACGGAGUUGAAAGUAUAUUUUUCGCUGUACUGUACGGAUUGCAUUCAAAUACCUUUCUAUGUUGUAGAGUCACGAUGGAAUUUGCUUGUGGGUUUGUUUAUGUGCCACCAUCAUUGAGUCAGAAGGAGAGACGUUAUCCAAACAUCAUUAAACGCUCAGCUCUUCUUCCUCCUAAUCAUCGCCUUCGCCCCCAGUCUCCUCCUCCUCCUCCUCCUCCUCCUCCGCCUAUCCCACCAAGAAAGCACCCUGAGACAGAGUCGGAAAAUAGCAAGGAUGGGAAGAGAGUCUUGGAGAACUCUGUUUUCUAUGAAAAUACUAUACUGGCAGCAGCUUCUUUGAACAGUGUAAAACCUGAGCAGCCAACACCACCUAAAAAGACAGCUCUUCUUCCACCUCCCCUGAAAACCAGAUCAGAGUCAUGUUCUUACGACCAGCCGCUCAUUUGCCCUCAAUCAAGUAUCAUCAAUCAAGAACUUGCCUAUGAUGUCCCAAAAACUGAGCCGGAUUUAAAUGCACAACCCCAGGACCCAAACUACUCUUACAGUGUACCAGAAGGCACUGGUGGGGAGGUGAACCUGCCGGCUGAUUCUGAUAUUGUGUCAUCACAAGCCCCAGCCAUCCCUCCAAGACCUGACUUCAUGAAUUUAGUCCCCGAGUACAUAAUGCCGUUACCUUUGUCCCACUCACCUCCUUCAACCUCUCCGAAAAUUCCUCUAUCGCCUAGUUCUAAAGAAACAGCAGAUCUGCCAGGAAAUCCUAACGUUGUUCUUGUAAGUUUAGGAAAAUUACUCUCAGAGGAAAAAGUUGACCCCAUACAAGGAGUACACAGCCUCUGCUCCCAAUGUGGCUCUGUGGUGGACACUUGCUAUGACAAUACGGUUGAUGAGUGUUACUUCUGUAAAUCCUCCAGUUUUUCCAACACACCCAGUUUACUGCAGAGUCCUCUAAAUGGUUACCAGGACGAACUCUUUUUACUCAAUCCCGAUGAAAAGCCUUUGUGCGAUACGGAUCCUCUGCUGCUCUUCUGCAUUGAUGUAUCAGGCUCCAUGAAAAUCACCUCUGAGGUGUCAGAGGGAGAGCAUACUGUGAAUAAAUCCCGUCUCCAGUUUGUCCAGGAAGCUGUGUCACAGUGCGUUGAGAGAUUAAGCGAACAACAACCUGGCACAAGAGUGGGGCUCAUCUCGUUCAACCAUGAGGUGACAAUGCAUGGAUAUGAGAAUUUCAAAUCCCGUUGCCUGAGUGGGGCUGAGUUGAUUGAAAGCCUCUAUUUGAAAGAGAUUGGAGCCAGUUUUCCUAGUCCACCUCCACUUUCACAGACAAAGGACUAUUUAGAAAGACAAGUUAUGGGACUGUCUGCAAGUGGAGCCACAGCUCUGGGCCCAGCUGCUCUGCUUGCAAUUGCAAUUGCCUCCAGACAACCAGGCUCAAAGGUGAUUAUCUGUACAGAUGGGAAAGCCAACACAGAGUUAGGAAAUCUAGAAGUGGAAGAUACUGAUGCUCUUACUCCCGUCUCAUCCACCAUCUUCUACCAGGAGCUGGGAGAGUUUGCUGCUGAUAACGGCGUCACAGUGUCUGUGCUGUCCAUAGAGGGAACAGACUGCAGACUGGAUGAGCUGGGGAAACUUGCUGAUCGUACUAGAGGAAAGGUGGUAAUAGCCAGUCCCAGCAGGCUGCAUCCAGAGUUUGAGCAGAUCAUUCAAAACCGGACCAUUGCCACACACUGUACUGUAAUUAUACUGCUGCCAAAAUCAAUGUGCAUGAAGGGAGAGAAGGAGGCGGGACACAAAGGGACCAGAGAGGUGGGGAAUGUGGAUCCAGAUACAGACAUCACCUUCCAGUUUAGAGCAAAUGAAAAGGUCUCAGAAGUGCCACCACCAUCCCCUGGUAGCCGUGUAUCCAUCCAGCUGCAGAUCAAGUACAGGCAGAGGAAUGGGCGGACCAUGCUCAGAGUGAUAACUGCAGACCGGGAAGUUACUGAUGACAGCUCGGCGGUGCUGUCCUCACUGUGUCUGGCCAUCAUUCAGCUCAACUCGUCACAGGCCAGCGCCACUCUGGCUGUCAGAGGUCGCUUGCUCGACGCCAGGAGGGAAGGAGACAUGCAGAAGCAGCUUAUUGAGAGAGCGAUAAAGCAUAACCACAGUGCAGAGGCAGAACAAACAUACAACCAAUGGGUUAAAACCAUGGAGCCGAUAUACACCAACUUCACACAGAAAAACACUGUCAGCUCAGACUCAGAGUCUCUCACAGACGCUGCUGCAGCUCUGUUCUACACCAUGAAGCAGAGAAACAAGAAAUCUAUCUCAGAAUAAACACAAGGCCCAGCCAACUGUCCUCCUUCACCUUUUACCUCGUUGGAAAGCAACUCGAGUCUGAAUGACGAGGCCAAAUGCUGCACUUAGACUUUGAUUAUUUGGCUGGAUGGAUAUCCCUCAAAUAUUUCACAUUGUAAAUAAUGCAUUACAGUAUAUCUCACACCUCA
Molecule: messenger RNA, 2529 nt
Organism: Oreochromis aureus
Lineage: Eukaryota; Metazoa; Chordata; Actinopteri; Cichliformes; Cichlidae
Product: circularly permutated Ras protein 1-like
Exons: 21
Coding region: 125-2359 (744 amino acids)
Biological process (GO): COPII-coated vesicle cargo loading
Cellular component (GO): COPII vesicle coat; endoplasmic reticulum exit site
Molecular function (GO): SNARE binding; zinc ion binding
Source: RefSeq, a predicted model, not a curated record